This is a messenger RNA of Dendrobium catenatum, 2829 nucleotides long. RefSeq lists its product as uncharacterized. The transcript has 13 exons. Lineage: Eukaryota; Viridiplantae; Streptophyta; Magnoliopsida; Asparagales; Orchidaceae. Gene Ontology annotation, biological process: positive regulation of growth. The record is from RefSeq and is a predicted model, not a curated record. The coding region runs from base 422 to 2389 and encodes 655 amino acids.
GUCUGCCCUUUGACCAACUUUCAGACUUCUUUGCUCUCUGCGUGUCAAUUUUAUUUUCCCGGAGGGUAACUCGGCGCUCCAUUACUUCUGGCGUUGAAGGGAUAACUCUCUCUCUCUCUCUCCCUCUCUCUGUUCUUCAUCGGAGCUUUUGGUUGAUAGAUCGAUCCAUCACCAGGGUCUCCUUUUCGGCCAUCGGAAGCUGAUCUCCACUCGAAGGGGUAUUGUUGUAUUGGAGCUCUUUCAAUAGAGUAUAAGCUAAUUGGACUUCUCCGAUUAUCCUUGGCUUAGCAGGGACAUGGAUGUUUUUUGCUCAGAAUCAUUUUUUGUACAAUUUGCGUUGAAAUUUGGUGUUUGACUAAUAGGUAAACUCUCUUGGAGACAAGGGGAAGGCAUAUUGGAUCACUUAACUAGGGUCAGCAGUAUGGGUGGCCUUUGCUCGAAGAGAUCCGCUGUAGAUAAAUCUCCUAGUGACAGUACCCUAAAUGUCGAUUACCUUGGAGAUCACGACCCCAGUUCAGAUAAUUCUCGUGUAAAGAUUAAGAGUGAAUCUGUUGCUCUUCCUGCUGGAGAAAAUAAGGACAAGUGGUUGCCUCAACCUCCUCUAUCUUUCUCAGAUCGGUUGAUGUCGACGUUUGAGCAAAACCCAGAUGACGCUGUUGAUUUGCAGGCGCCCCAGAUAUCUAGGGUCCAUUCACAAAAGUUCAUGUUAACAAAGUCAAAGCCUGCAGCUUCUGCAAAGACUGGAACGAUCAAAGUUGCAGAAGUGAGCUCAAUUUUAGGAAGGGCUGGUACUGUUGGUUUUGGGAAAGCAGUGGAGGUUUUGGACAAUUUUGGUAGUAGCAUGACAAGUUUGAAUCUUAGUAGCAGCUUUGUACCAGGAUCAACAACUAAAGGAGGAAAAAUAUUUAUUUUAUCCUUUGAGGUUGCCAACACAAUAGUUAAAGGUGCCAAUCUUUUGCAAUCUCUUUCGGAAGAAAACAUAAAACAUUUGAAGGAGGUGUUGCUUCCAUCAGAAGGUGUGCAACUUUUGGUAUCUAAAGAUAUGGAUGAACUACUACGGACAGCGGCUUCUGACAAGAGGGAAGAACUAAAAGUGUUUUCAGGGGAGGUUGUUCGCUUUGGAAAUCGUUGUAAAGAUCCUCAGUGGCACAAUCUGGAUCGCUACUUUGAGAAGCUUGGUUCAGAAAGAACAUUUCAACCUCAGUUGAAGCAAGAUGUGGAUGUAGUUAUGAAGCAUUUAAUGACAAUGGCUCAGUGCACAGCUGAAUUGUACCAUGAGCUCCAUUCUUUGGACAGGUUUGAACAAGAUUACAAGAGGAAACUUCAAGAAGAGGAGAAUUUCACCGCAGCUCAGAGAGGAGACAGCCUACAAAUAUUAAGGCAAGAGCUAAAGAGCCAAAAGAAACAUGUCAAGAGCUUAAUGAAAAAGUCUCUUUGGUCUAGAAUUUUGGAAGAGGUCAUCGAGAAACUUGUAGAUGUUGUUGACUUCUUGAAUCUGGAGAUCCAUAAUGCCUUUGGUAGUGCUGAUGGGGACAAACCAGUGAAAGGAUCUAUUGCUAGUAAUCGGAGAUUGGGUUCAGCUGGUCUAGCGCUACACUAUGCUAAUAUUAUCACUCAGAUUGACACACUUGUAUCUCGAUCAAGUUCUGUGCCUCCAAAUAUGCGGGACACUUUAUAUCAAGGAUUACCGCCAAGCAUAAAAAAUGCCUUACGUGCAAAGUUGCACUCCCUUCAGGUAGAAGAAGAGAUCACAGUUGAACAGAUCAAAGCUGAGAUGGACAAAACUCUACGAUGGCUUGUUCCAAUUGCCAAUAACACAACCAAAGCUCACCAUGGUUUUGGCUGGGUCGGAGAGUGGGCAAAUACAGGGACUGAUUUGAAUCGGAAGCCAGGUGGACAAGCUGACUUGAUUAAGAUACAGACUCUUCACCACGCCGAUAAAGUCAAAACUGAAUCAUACAUACUGGAGCUAAUUGUGUUGCUCCACCAACUCAUAAUUCAUUCAAAACCAGAAAAUGGAGGUUUAAGAUCUCCCAUAAAGUCCCCUAUUCGUUCUCCGACAAAAAGAAGCUUGACUAUAACUUUGCCUGAAAGCAUAUCCACCACCUCUACUUUGCUCUCCAAGGAGGAUCAAGAGAUGCUGCGUUAUGUCAACUUCAGAAAGCUGAUUCCUGGUAUUAGCAAAAGCCAGGAGUUUGACACUAACAGGUCUAAGCCAGACAAACAUAGCAGGUUGAGUAAAAGCAACAGUCAUUCACCAACAACUGCAAGCAAGAAAGACUUCUAUCCUUUGAGAAGGCCAUCUCUACUACCUGUUAUUGAUUUUAACAUUGAUAAGAUGAAAGCUCUUGAUCUAAUUGAUAGAGUUGAUACAUUAAGAAAAUUAUGAAAUUGAAUAAACACAGCAGUGUAUACUUCUUAUAUAGAUACACAUGCCGGUUAGCUCUAAGCGGCCUUGUAAGAUAAGAAUGAGCAGUGAUGGGUGGUUUUGUAUGUGAUAAAGGGGUUGGAGCUUGAUAUUUUGUAAUAUAUAUGAAGCAUUGUUUGCAACAUAAUACGAGGAAAAAAAAUGGUGCAGCCUCAGUUUCUACUUUUAUUAGCUGCUCCAAGUUUUCCAGAAGUGCGAGGUCUCAGGAUGAUUUAGAGAUCAGUGAGUAAUCUUGAUAAGCGAAAGGUUUUUCUUUUUUUCUGCAUAAUGUACAGCUUCACCAGGAUUGAUUUGGUUUUUCCUUGCAAUUUUCGCAAUGUGUUAGAACUUUCCAUUAAUCGCUUGUGAAAUUGUUAGCUCAGCUUGGCUGCCUAUAGAGGUUUUUUGCUUCAGUGGAACUA